AUGGGAGAAAAAAUGGAGGUGGUGAAGAAGUAUAAAUUCCUUGCUGUUCACCUGGAUGAUAGACUAGAUUUAACAGUUCUAAGAGCCAUGAAGGUCCUUGCUGUGCUCGUCCUGGCCGUUUUCACCGAAUCUUAUUCUUUUCUCCAUCCAACAGGCUGUAAUGCCAACCUCUUCUAUGCUGAUGCACCAAAGCCUCAGCUGGAAGUGCUGACUGAUGCUUUCUGGGACUAUGUUGGCAAAGCCACCCAAACAGCCGAUGACACCCUUCAGAUGAUCAAAAAGUCCCAGUUUGGCCAGGAUAUCAGUGCCCGUCUAACAGAGAGCACUGAAGCAGCCAGCCAGUAUGCAGUCACCCUGCAGGAGCAGCUCCCACCUAGAGCCCAGCAAUUGAUCAACAAAGUCACUGCCGAGGCUGAAAUCCUGAGAGAUCGCUUGAAUACCGAUCUGAACAACGCUCGGGAGAAGCUGGAACCCUACACUGAGAACCUGAAGUCACAGAUCCAGCAGAGAGUAGAGCAGCUGAAACAGGAGCUGGCCCCCUACACCGACAGUUUGGACACUGAGACCCUGAGGACCACUGUGAUCCAGAAAAGCGAAGAGCUGAAGGUUCAGCUGGAACAAAGCGUGCAGGACCUGCAGACUCAGCUGGGGCCCUACACUGAUGACCUGAAGCAGAAGGUAGACCAGCACCUGGAGGAAUUCAAACAGAAAGUCACUCCCUUGACUGAGAGAGUCCAGGGUGAGCUCACACAGAGAGCCCAGCAGGUAAAGCAAAUGGCUGCCCCAUAUGUGGAUGACCUGAGGGAAAGGCUGGACCCCUAUGCCCAGGACCUCCAGGCCCGUCUUACCUCCCUCUAUGAAUCCUACAUCAAAGCCAAAUAAGUCAAACUCCAGCUGACUUUUAACACAAAGAAACGGCAUCAAAUAAAACAGAAUUCCUUUCUCCCUGGUGCCAGAAACAUGGCAGUACAACAACUUUAAUUUACCUGUCUGAAGAAAACUGUAGUUAUUAUUCCAUAUAUUUACAUUGUCAAACAAAUGUGAUAUGUAACAAAUAUAUGUUGGUCUGUGACCACACAGUGUCCACUUCCUAAUUUAUGAAAAUAAAAAACAAAAGCAAGAGAA
Molecule: messenger RNA, 1125 nt
Organism: Girardinichthys multiradiatus
Lineage: Eukaryota; Metazoa; Chordata; Actinopteri; Cyprinodontiformes; Goodeidae
Product: apolipoprotein A-I-like
Exons: 4
Coding region: 1-882 (293 amino acids)
Biological process (GO): positive regulation of lipid biosynthetic process; phospholipid efflux; triglyceride homeostasis
Cellular component (GO): blood microparticle; extracellular region; chylomicron
Molecular function (GO): phosphatidylcholine-sterol O-acyltransferase activator activity; cholesterol binding; phospholipid binding
Source: RefSeq, a predicted model, not a curated record